Molecule: messenger RNA, 9525 nt
Organism: Talpa occidentalis (Iberian mole)
Lineage: Eukaryota; Metazoa; Chordata; Mammalia; Eulipotyphla; Talpidae
Gene: LAMA1
Product: laminin subunit alpha 1
Exons: 63
Coding region: 70-9309 (3079 amino acids)
Biological process (GO): regulation of embryonic development; cell adhesion; axon guidance
Cellular component (GO): basement membrane
Molecular function (GO): signaling receptor binding; extracellular matrix structural constituent
Source: RefSeq, a predicted model, not a curated record
CUCGCACUCUGCGGAGAGUCCCGCGCCGGCGGCGCCUUUCUUCCGAGCCACCCGAAAGGCGGCAGCGAGAUGCGGGGCGGCGCGGGGGUCGCCCUCCUGGCCUCGCUGCUCUGGAUUACCGCGCAGUGUCAGCAGAGAGGCCUGUUUCCUGCCAUUCUCAAUCUUGCCAGCAACGCCAACAUCAGCACUAAUGCGACCUGUGGAGAGAGAGGGCCUGAGAUGUUCUGCAAACUUGUGGAGCAUGUGCCCGGCCGCCCAGUGCGCUAUGCACAGUGCCGGAUCUGCGACGGCGGCAGCUCGAACCCCAAAGAACGCCAUCCAAUAUCCAAUGCCAUAGACGGCACCAACAACUGGUGGCAAAGUCCCAGCAUUCAGAAUGGGAGAGUGUUUCACUGGGUCACGAUCACCCUGGACUUGAGACAGGUUUUUCAAGUCGCUUAUGUCAUCAUCAAAGCUGCUAAUGCCCCCCGACCUGGAAACUGGAUUUUGGAGCGAUCUCUGGAUGGCACCCACUUCAGCCCCUGGCAGUAUUACGCAGUUAGUGACACAGAAUGCUUGACUCGUUACAAUAUCACGCCAAGACGGGGCCCACCAACCUACAGAGCGGAUGAUGAAGUGAUCUGUACCUCCUAUUAUUCCAGACUGGUGCCACUUGAACAUGGAGAGAUCCAUACAUCACUCAUCAAUGGCAGACCAAGUGCUGAUGAUCUUUCACCCAAGUUGUUGGAAUUUACCUCUGCAAGAUAUAUCCGCCUUCGCUUACAGCGCAUUAGAACCCUCAAUGCAGAUCUUAUGACCCUCAGCCACCAUGACCCUAAAGACCUUGAUCCCAUUGUCACAAGACGAUAUUACUAUUCAAUCAAAGACAUUUCUGUUGGUGGAAUGUGCAUUUGUUAUGGCCAUGCUAGUAGCUGCCCAUGGGAUGAAACUACAAAGAAACUACAGUGUCAGUGUGAACAUAACACGUGUGGGGAGAGCUGCAAUAAGUGUUGUCCUGGAUUCCAUCAACAUCCCUGGAGGCCUGGCACCAUUUCUUCUGGUAACAGGUGUGAAAAAUGUAAUUGUCACAAUAAAACCAAAGACUGCUACUAUGAUGAAAGUGUUGCAAGUCAGAAGAGAAGUCUGAAUAUUGCUGGACAGUUCAAAGGAGGAGGGGUUUGCAUAAAUUGCCUGCAGAACACCAUGGGAAUCAAUUGUGAAACCUGUAUCAAUGGAUAUUACAGACCACACAAAGUAUCUCCUUAUGAGGACAAUCCUUGCCAUCCCUGUGAGUGUGAUCCUUUGGGAUCCCUCAGUUCUGUCUGUAUCAAGGAUGAUCUCCAUUCUGACUUACACAAAGGGAAAUGGCCCGGUCAGUGUCCAUGCAAAGAAGGUUACGCAGGAGACAAAUGUGAUCGCUGCCAAUUUGGCUACAAGGGUUUCCCAGACUGCGUCCCCUGUGGCUGCAACAUGACUGGCAGCAUGAAUGACGACCCCUGCUCGGAGCCUUGUCUUUGUAAGGAGAAUGUUGAAGGCAAAGAAUGUGAUCGCUGCAAAUCAGGAUUCUAUAACUUGCAGGAAAGAAACCCCCAGGGCUGCACGGAGUGCUUCUGCUUCGGGGUUUCUGACGUCUGUGACAGCCUUUCUUGGUCCAUCAGUCAGGUGAAAGAUAUGUCUGGGUGGCUAGUCACGGACUUGAUUCAUCCAAGUAAGAUCCCGUCCCAGCAGGCCGCGCUGGGCGGGCAGCAUCAGAUCAGCAUCAACAACACAGUGGUCAUGCAGAGGCUCACGUCCAAGUACUACUGGUCCGCUCCUGACACCUACCUUGGAAAUAAGCUGACUGCGUUUGGAGGAUUCCUGAAGUACACAGUGUCUUAUGAUAUUCCGAUGGAGUCAGUGGACGGUGACCUCAUGUCUCAUGCUGACGUUAUCAUCAAGGGAAAUGGACUCACUUUAAGCACUCAGGCUGAGGGCCUGUCACUGCAACCCUAUGAGGAAUACUUCAAUGUGAUUAAGCUUGUGCCAGAGAACUUCCGAGAUUUUAAUAACAAAAGGGAGAUAGAUCGGGACCAGCUGAUGACUGUCCUUGCCAAUGUGACACAUCUCUUGAUCAGAGCCAACUACAACUCUGCAAAAAUGGCUCUUUAUAGGUUGGACUCAGUUACUCUGGACACAGCUAGCCCUAACGUCAUAGGCCUGGCCCUGGCCACAAAUGUGGAGCUCUGCGAGUGUCCCCAGGGCUACACAGGGGUCUCCUGCGAGUCCUGUGUUCCAGGCUAUUACCGUGUGGAUGGAAUACUCUUCGGAGGAAUCUGUCAGCCCUGUGAAUGUCAUGGCCACGCAACUGAGUGCGAUAUCCAUGGCGUUUGUUUUGCAUGUGAGCACAACACCACCGGGGACCACUGUGAGCAGUGUGCACCUGGCUUCUAUGGCCUGCCCUCCAGAGGGACCCCUGGGGACUGCCAGCCCUGUGCCUGCCCCCUCUCCACAGCCUCCAACAAUUUCAGCCCCACCUGCCACCUGGAUGAUGGAGACGAAAUGGUGUGUGACCAGUGUGCUCUGGGAUAUGCAGGCAUUUGGUGCGAGAGAUGUGCAGAUGGUUACUAUGGCAACCCCACAGUGCCAGGGGAGUCCUGUGUUCCCUGUAACUGCAGCGGCAACGUGGACCCCUUAGAAGCGGGCCACUGUGACUCAGUCACCGGGGAGUGCCUGCGCUGCAUUGGGAACACAGACGGCCCCCACUGUGAGAGGUGCAAGGAGGGGUUCCACGGGGACGCCGUGACUGCUAAAAACUGCCGCGCUUGUGAGUGCCAUGGAGAGGGCGCCCUUUCCGGAGUGUGCCACCAUGAGACUGGCCUCUGUGACUGCAAACCACAUGUGACCGGACAGCAGUGUGACCAGUGCUUGCACGGCUAUUAUGGCUUGGCCACAGGGCAUGGCUGCCUGCCCUGUAACUGCAGCGCGUUGGGCUCCAUGUCAGACGACUGCACAGAGGAAGGCCGGUGUCACUGCAUUCUGGGUGUAGCUGGGGACAGGUGUGACAGGUGUGCUCAGGGCUUCUACGCAUUCCAGGACGGUGGCUGUACACCCUGUGACUGCGCACACACUGGCAACACCUGUGACCCCGCCUCUGGGGAGUGCAUCUGCCCGCCCCACACCCAGGGUGCAGCCUGUGGAGAAUGUGAACCCGGAUACUGGGGCCAUGACCUGGAGCUCGGGUGCCAGGCCUGCAAUUGCAGUCUUGUAGGCUCAGCCAGUGACCAGUGCGACAUGCUCACUGGCCUCUGUCAGUGUCAGCCCACCUUCGGGGGACGGUGCUGUGAUCGGUGCGCCCUGGGCCACCGCGACUUCCCUGACUGUGUGGCUUGUGACUGCGACCUGAGGGGCACGGUGGCUGACACCUGUGACCAGGAGCGGGGCCUCUGUGGCUGUGCAGAGGAAACAGGCUCCUGCUCUUGCAAGGAAAAUGUCAUUGGCCUGCAGUGCAGUGAGUGCCGACCAGGUACCUACGGGCUGCAGGCUGACAACCCUCGGGGGUGCACCCCGUGCUUCUGCUUUGGGCUCUCGCAGCUCUGCUCGGAGGUGGAGGGUUACAUGAGGACCCCGGUAAUGCUGGACUCAGAUCAACCUCUUCUGCGUGUGGUUUCUCAGAGUAACCUUAGGGGCACGGCUGAGGGGGUGUAUCUCCAGGCCCCAGAUGUCCUCCUGGACGCUGUGACUGUCAGGCAGCAUGUCCAUGAAGAGCCAUUUUACUGGCGGCUGCCCGGCCAGUUCCAGGGGGACCAGCUCAUGGCCUACGGUGGCACACUAAGGUAUAGCGUGGCUUUUUACUCAUCCAACGGCAUCGGCACCUUCAACCUUGAACCACAAGUGCUCAUCAAAGGCGGCCAGACCAGAAAGCAAGUGAUUUAUGUGGACAUGCCCCCUCCAGAGAACGGAGUGUGGCAAGAGCAAGAAGUCGGAAUGAAAGAGAGUUUUUGGAAAUAUUUUAACUCUGUUUCUGAAGAACCUGUCACACGCUCGGAUUUUAUGUCUGUUCUUAGCAACAUUGAGUACAUUCUCAUCAAAGCAUCAUAUGGCCAAGGAUUACAACAAAGCAGAAUCUCCAAUGUCUCGAUGGAGGUUGGCAGAAAGGCAGAGACACUGCGUCCCGGGAGCAAAGCAGCGUCCCUCAUAGAGAAGUGUCUCUGUCCUGCUGGCACUGCUGGACUCUCCUGUCAGGACUGUGCACCUGGUUACCACAGAGGGAAGCUUCCAGAAAAUGGUGGCAAAGGACCCCACCAUCUGCUCGCUCCUUGUGUGCCCUGCAGUUGCAACAACCACAGUGACACCUGUGACCCUGAAACUGGGACUUGUCUGAACUGCAGCGAAAACACCACUGGCGACCACUGUGACAUGUGUGCUCCAGGCUACUAUGGGAAGGUGGCUGGAUCGGCCGCUGACUGCUCUCCCUGCACCUGCCCUCGCCACGCUCCAGCCAGUUUCAGUCCCACCUGUGUCUUGGAGGGUGAUGACCUGCGCUGCGAUGCUUGCUUUAUGGGCUACGAAGGACGGUAUUGUGAAAGGUGCUCCACAGGCUAUCACGGGGACCCUCAAGCACCAGGUGGCACUUGCCAGAGGUGCAACUGCAGCCCAAGAGGCUCUCUUCACAGUGACUGUGACCGAGGCACUGGGCAGUGUGUCUGCAGGCCGGGGUCCACCGGACUCCGGUGUGAGGAUUGUGAGCCAAGGCACAUUCUGAUGGACACCUAUUGCGUUUCUUGUGAUGAUGACUGUGUAGGUGCGCUGCUGAAUGACUUGGAGAGUAUUGGUGAGACCAUUAUUUCUGUGAACCUCACUGGUGUUAUCCCUGCCCCAUAUGGAAUGUUGUCAGAACUGGAAAAUUCAACUAAAUAUCUCCAGGAGUCUUUAUUAAAAGAAAAUACACAAAAGGAACUGGCAAAAAUUCAAGUUGAAGGUGUUGCAGAACAAAUGGAUGCUCUGCAAAAGGAGCUCACUAGAGUGUUAACAAGUAGCCAACAUGUGACCAGGGUGACUGAGAGAAUCUUCAACAAGAGUCAAGACCUCAUGACAUUCACAGAGAAAUUGCAGCUAAACAUCCAAGAGCUUAUUGAAAAGUCAACAACUCUAGAUCAUUCCUUGGAUGAAGAGUUCCAGCUACCCAGUUCCACUCUUCAGAUUAUGCAAAAGAACCUUACAUCUUUGCUAGAAAUCAUACAGAAAAGGCAUUUCAUGCAGUUGUACCAAAAUGCUACUCUGGAACUCAAUGAUGCUGAAGAUUUAUUGUCACAAAUUCAGAAGAAUUACCAGGAGCCACAGGAAGAGUUGGUGGUAUUAAAAGAAGCAGCAAGCAGGCUGCUUUCAAAACACCACAAUGAACUGCAAGCAGCAAAAGACCUCCUGAGAGAAGCAGAGGCAAAGACACAGGAGAGCUCCCGCCUGCUGCUCAUUGGCAAUGCCAACCUGGGAGAAUUCAGUGAUAAAAAGCUGCAUGUUCAAGAAGAACAAAACUUGACUUCGACUCUUGUCUCCAAAGGGAGAGUGUGGCUAGAUGCUGCCACUGCAGGUGCAGACGCUGCACAAAAUGCUCUAGCACAGUUAGAGAAUCACCGCGAUGAGCUACUGUUGUGGACUGCCAAACUCAGACAACAUGUAGAUGACCUGGUUAUGCAGAUGGCCAAGAGGAAAGCACUUGACCUUGUCUACAGAGCAGAGGACCAUGCAGCUGAGCUCCAGAGACUAGCAGGCACUCUGGACAGUGAUCUCAGAAAUGUCAGACAUGUGUCCCUGAAUGCGACCAGUGCCACCCAUAUCCAUUCCGACAUUCAGAAUUUGAUUGAAGAAUCAGAAAAAUUUGCCAAAGAUGCUCUCAGUACUGUGACUGAGGUGAACCUGCUCUCAGAAUCCCUUGUUUCCAGUGGGAAGGUGGCUCUCCGGAACAGCUCCAAAUUUCUAAAAGAAGGCAGUAAUCUGGGCAGAAAGCAUCAAGGUAUUGCAUUGGAACUGAGUGAAUUGAAAAAUACAGUGAACAGAUUUCAAGAGAAUGCUCAUCAAAUUACUAGGCAAACCAAUGAGUCACUCUUAAUACUUGGAGCAAUUCCUGAAGGUAUCAGAGACAAAGGAGCCAAAAUCAAAGCACUGGCCACAUCUGCAAAUGAGAGUGCCCUGAACACCCUGAACACCACUGAGGAGUUGACUCGGAAGCUCUUGAACAUAUCCCCUGACCUGUCUGAGGUCAACAGCACCUUACAAGAAACAAAUCAACUUCUGCAGGACUCCUCAGCAACUACUCUGCUGGCAGGAAGAAAAGUUAAGGACGCGGAAACCCAAGCCAACCUGUUAUUUGAUCGGUUGAAGCCUUUGAAGAUAUUAGAAGAGAAUCUGAGCAGAAAUCUAUCAGAAAUCAAACUGCUGAUCAACCAGGCCCGAAAACAAGCAGCUUCUAUUAAAGUUGCUGUGUCUGCAGACAGAGAUUGCAUCCGGGCCUACCAGCCACAGAUUUCUUCUACUAACUAUAACACCUUAACACUAAAUGUUAAAACAAGCGAACCUGAUAACCUUCUCUUCUACCUGGGAAGCAGUACCAGUACUGACUUCCUGGCAGUGGAGAUGCGGCGCGGGAACGUGGCCGUCCUCUGGGAUGUGGGCUCUGGGUCAGCACGCUUGGAAUUUCCAGACUUUCCCAUUGAUGACAACAAAUGGCACAGUAUUUAUGUAACCAGGUUUGGGAACAUUGGGUCAUUGAGUGUAAAGGAAAUGAGCGCAUCGCAAAAGCCACCUUCAAAAACAAGUAAAUCCCCAGGAACAGCUAAUGUUCUGGAUAUAAACAACUCCACGCUCAUGUUUGUUGGAGGGCUUGGAGGACAGAUCAAGAAGUCCCCUGCUGUAAAAGUUACUCAUUUCAAAGGCUGCAUGGGGGAAGCCUUCCUGAAUGGACAGUCCAUUGGCCUGUGGAAUUACCUUGAAAGAGAGGGGAAGUGCCACGGCUGCUUUGGAAGUCUCCAGAAUGAAGACUCUUCCUUCCAUUUUGAUGGGAGUGGGUAUUCUGUAAUGGAGAAGACACUCCGGGCUACCGUGACUCAGAUAAUUAUGCUUUUUAGUACCUUUUCACCUAAUGGACUCCUUCUCUAUCUCGCUUCAAAUGGCACGAAGGACUUUUUAUCCAUUGAGCUUGUCCAUGGCAGAGUUAAAGUCACUGUUGACCUGGGCUCAGGGCCUCUUGCUCUUAUUACAGACAGACGAUAUAAUAAUGGAACCUGGUACAAAAUUGCCUUCCAGCGAAACCGAAAGCAAGGACUCCUAGCAGUUAUUGAUGCAUAUAACACCAGUUAUAAAGAAACCAAGCAAGGAGAAACUCCGGGUGCAUCUUCUGACCUCAAUCGUCUUGAUAAGGAUCCAAUUUAUGUGGGUGGAUUACCUAGGUCAAGAGUUGUAAGGAAAGGUAUCACCAGCAAAAACUAUGUGGGUUGUAUCAAAAACCUGGAAAUAUCGAGAUCAACCUUUGAUUUACUCAGGAAUUCCUAUGGAGUGAGAAAAGGCUGCAUACUGGAGCCUAUCAGAAGUGUCAGCUUCCUGAAAGGUGGCUAUGUUGAAUUGCCACCCAAGUCCUUGUCAUCAGAAUCGGAAUUAUUAGUGACCUUUGCCACCAACAACAGCAGUGGCAUCAUCCUGGCUGCCCUGGACAAGCACAGGGAGAAGCAGGGCCACCGACACCCCCACGUGCCCUUCUUUACCAUCAUGCUGAUUGAAGGCCACAUUGAAGUGCAUGUUAAUCCAGGGGACGGAACGAGCCUGAGAAGAGUGAUCCUGCGCGCGCCCCUGGGCACAUAUGGCGAUGGUCAAGAACAUUCUGUCUCCCUGAUAAGGAAUGGGAGAACUAUCACUGUCCAGUUGGAUGAGACACAUCCUGUAGAGAUGAAGUUGGGUCCAUCAGCGGAAAACAGAACAAUAAACAUAUCCAGCCUGUACAUAGGGGGGGUUCCAGAGGGUGAGGGGACAUCCCUGCUCAAGAUAAGAAGCUCAUUCCAUGGCUGCAUCAGAAACCUGAUCUUCAACAUGGAACUUUUGGAUUUCACUAGUGCAGUUGAUUAUGAACAAGUGGACCUGGACACCUGCCGGCUUUCUGAAAGGCUGAACCCAGCUUCCCCUGGAGAGGACAGCGAGCUCCUGCCAGAGCCCCAGCCUUUACCACGUCCAGAACAGUGUGCCUUGGAAGGAGCUCCAGAGUAUGUCCCCGGCGCUCACCAGUUUGGCCUCGCACAACAUAGCCAUUUCGUGUUGCCUUUUAACCAGUCAGCUGUCAGAAGGAGGCUCACGGUUGAGCUCAGCAUCCGCACAUUUGCCCCCAGUGGCCUGAUUUACUACAUGGCUCAUCAGAACCAAGUUGAUUAUGCCACCCUCCAGCUGCGUGGGGGCCGCCUCCACUUCAUGUUUGAUCUGGGGAAAGGCAGAACCCAGGUCUCCCACCCGGUACUUCUCAGUGAUGGCAAGUGGCACACGGUCAAAACAGAGUACUUUAAAAGAAAGGGCUCCAUGACAGUUGACGGCCAGGAAUCCCCCCUGGUGACCACGGUGGGAGAUGGUACUACAUUGGAUGUGGAAGGAAAAUUGUACCUAGGUGGCCUUCCCUCCGAGUACAGGGCCAGGAACAUUGGAACCAUCACCCACAGCAUCCCCGCUUGCAUUGGAGAGGUGACAAUGAACAGCAAACCUCUGGACAAGGACAGCCCAAUGUCUGCAUUUGCAGUCACCAGGUGCUAUGCAGCAGCCCAGGAAGGGUCUUUCUUUGAAGGAAGUGGCUAUGCAGCUCUGGUCAAAGAAGGCUACAGAGUGCGAUCAGACAUAAACAUCACACUGGAGUUUCGUACCUCCUCAGAAAACGGAGUCCUUCUGGGGAUCAGCAGUGCCAAAGUGGAUGCCAUUGGAUUAGAGAUUGUAAAUGGCAAGCUCUUGUUUCAUGUUAAUAAUGGUGCCGGUAGGAUAACAGCUACAUAUGAGCCCAAAACUACCAGUACUCUCUGCAAUGGGAAGUGGCACACACUUCAGGCUAACAAAAGCAAACACCGCUUGGUGCUCAUUGUGGAUGGAAAUGCAGUUCAUGCUGAAAGUCCACACACCCAGUCCACCUCAGUGGACACCAACAACCCCAUCUAUGUCGGCGGCUACCCUGCUGAUGUAAAGCAAAACUGCCUGAGCAGCCAGACUUCCUUCCGGGGGUGUUUGAGAAAGCUGACUCUGAUUAAGGGCCCACAUGUGCAACCUUAUGACUUCAGCAGAGCUUUUGACCUACAAGGAGUUUUCCCUCAUUCCUGUCCUGGGACUGAGUCCUGAACUUCAGGAAAAUUCCUCAAUUGGGGAUCAUUGUUUAUAUUUUGAGAGUUGUUUUUGUGAACUAAAAACUCUUCAGUUCAGAUUUCACUUCCAACUCAGGUUGUUUCCAGGUAGAAACAUUGCGCUUACGUUCAACUAAAACCAUGUGUACAACAAAUACCUCCAUUAAAUAGAUUAAAAUAUAAAUUGAAUCCAUUAACCAAGAGUGAUUCAGUA